Molecule: messenger RNA, 1235 nt
Organism: Antrostomus carolinensis (chuck-will's-widow)
Lineage: Eukaryota; Metazoa; Chordata; Aves; Caprimulgiformes; Caprimulgidae
Gene: SQSTM1
Product: sequestosome 1
Exons: 6
Biological process (GO): endosome organization; aggrephagy; mitophagy
Cellular component (GO): amphisome; aggresome
Molecular function (GO): K63-linked polyubiquitin modification-dependent protein binding; zinc ion binding; protein kinase C binding
Source: RefSeq, a predicted model, not a curated record
AGAAGAAGGAUUGCCGGCGUGAACAUCGCUCGCAGUGCAGCCAGGAGCUUCCCCGUGACAUGGUGCACCCCAACGUCAUAUGUGAUGGCUGUGAGGGACCGGUGGUGGGUGGCAGGUUCAAGUGCACUGUCUGUCCAAACUAUGACCUGUGCAGCACCUGUGAGGCUAAAGGCAUCCACAAGGAGCACAACAUGGUGAUGUUUCGGAAUCCACUGCUAAAUCCAUCUGAGUGGCUUCCCCGAGGGCGCUGGCUCCGUAAGAUGCGGCACGGUGUUCCACCUUUCCCAUGGAUGCACUGCUGGGGAUACCCUGGCCCUGCAGCUCCGUGCCAAAACUCUGAACAAGCCCAAGCCAGUGCUGCAGCCUCCAAUCCACCCACUACAGAAGAAGCUUCUACUAACAGCCAGCCUCAGGACCCCAAUGUCACCUUCUUAAAGAAUGUUGGGGAGAGUGUUGCAGCUUUUCUGAGCCCUCUGGGUAUUGAAGUUGAUAUUGAUGUGGAACAUGGAGGACAGAGAAGCAAAGUGACUCCAGCUCCUCCCAAUCAAGAGAACAGCGCUGAGGCAAGCAGCAGUACACUUAACCAGAACGCUCAGACCAAAGCAGACUGGAAUAACACAGAUUCUGCUACAGAAGUAAAUACUGUUGCAGAGCAGAUACAAGACAUGGUGAUAGAUCCUGUGCCCACACAAAUGGAAGAUGGCAGCUUCCAUUCCCAGGAACACAGCGAGUCCAGCAGUUCAUCAGGGGGUGAUGAGGACUGGACCCACUUAUCUUCCAAAGAAGUGGAUCCUUCCACAGGUGAGCUGCAGUCUCUGCAAAUGCCAGAGACAGAGGGUCCCAGCUCCCUGGAUGUAUCUGAGGAUCCUCCCCAUUCAGGACCUACAGGACUGCGAGAAGCUGCACUCUACCCACAUCUCCCACCAGAAGCAGACCCUCGCCUCAUUGAAUCUCUGUCCCAGAUGCUCUCUAUGGGUUUCUCUGAUGAGGGUGGAUGGCUCACUCGACUCCUGCAGACAAAGAACUGCGACAUUGGAGCAGCACUAGAUGCCAUCCAGUAUUCCAAGCAGCCACCUCACUUGUAAUCUGUGUAACAAAAAGCACUUUCCUUCUAACUGAAAGCAAACAACGCAGUACAACUUACUCAGUGGUUCAUCUUUCUUCCUGCUAAGGGUUUCUGUCUCAAUGUUCCUAAGUGCUUGUAGAACGGAGGAAAAAUAAAUACUACUUCCUGU